AUGCCGAUUCCACAACCAGGCACAAGGGAGCCGUUGGCGCAGUCCGUGGUUCCAGUCUCCCAGGGGGAAACUAUCUUCUCCUUCACCACCUUCCUGGCUUCCUACCUGGGCUUUGCCACCACCCCACAGUUCCUGGAGCAGCUGCUUGGCAGCACCUUGUCUUCCAUUUCUGUCACCUGGACUCACCAGUGCACGGAAGAUUUCUAUCCACCGCUGAACAUUCCAUCACUCAAGCUUAAGCCAGAACCAGGGCUCAUUCCAGCACCAGAGGAAAGGCCACCUUCAGUGAUGACCCUGGAGCUACAGUUGGCUCCAGAGGCUACCUCCGUUUGCACUGAGACUGAAAAGAGCAAGACCAAAGAGCAGCUGCCUAGUGUCAUGAUGUUCUCUCCUAAGCUGGUAGCGGAGCAGUUGACACUCAAAGAUUCGGAGCUGUUUUGUAAGGUGGCACCCUUUGAAUGUCUUGGCUCCAUCUGGAGCCAGCGGAACAAAAAGGGCAAAGAGAACCUGGCACCAACUGUCAGAGCCACCAUCAGCCAGUUCAACAAAGUGGCCGGCUGUGUGAUUACCACCUGCCUUGGGGACCACAGCAUGAAUGCCCAGGACAGGGCCAAGACAAUGGAGCACUGGAUCAAGGUGGCCAGGGAGUGCCUUGGCCUGGGGAACUUCUCCUCGAGCCACGCCAUCCUCUCGGCCCUAGAAAGUUUCCCACUUCAUCGCCUGAGGAAAACCUGGAGAGCAGUUUCCAGAAAAUGUUCCAAACAUUUUAAAGACCUGUGUGGGAAAGACAAGGUACUGAUCAGAGAUCCACUCAUCAAGGUGGGGACCUCCAAGUUGGAGAAGAACCCCCAGAGAGCCCAGAUGAGGCUGAGGAAGCAGAAGAAGGGUGUCGUCCCCUUCCUGGGCACCUUCCUCACUGACCUGCAGAUGCUGGAUGCUGCCAUGGAGGAAUAUGUGGAUGGAAAUGUGAUCAAUACGAAGAAGAAGAUGAAGGAGGUCAAAGUACUCCAGGAGAUGCAGUUGCUCCAGGUGGCUGCAAGCAAUUAUCGCUUUCAGCAUGAGCAACAAUUUCAGAUGUGGUUUCAAUUACUGGAGGGUCUCAGUGAAAAGGAGAGCUACCACCUGUCCUGCCAGCUGGAACCCCCAUCCCAGUAG
Carlito syrichta (Philippine tarsier) is the source of this 1155-nucleotide messenger RNA. RefSeq names its product ral guanine nucleotide dissociation stimulator like 4 (gene RGL4). Gene Ontology annotation, molecular function: guanyl-nucleotide exchange factor activity. The record is from RefSeq and is a predicted model, not a curated record. Gene Ontology annotation, cellular component: plasma membrane. Lineage: Eukaryota; Metazoa; Chordata; Mammalia; Primates; Tarsiidae. Bases 1 to 1155 code for a protein of 384 amino acids. The transcript has 11 exons. Gene Ontology annotation, biological process: Ras protein signal transduction; positive regulation of GTPase activity.